Engraulis encrasicolus (European anchovy) is the source of this 1050-nucleotide messenger RNA. RefSeq lists its product as uncharacterized. Gene Ontology annotation, cellular component: Golgi membrane. The transcript has 7 exons. NCBI's taxonomy places the organism in Eukaryota, Metazoa, Chordata, Actinopteri, Clupeiformes, Engraulidae. Gene Ontology annotation, biological process: vesicle-mediated transport; protein secretion. The record is from RefSeq and is a predicted model, not a curated record. Bases 78 to 692 code for a protein of 204 amino acids.
UGCAGCACGCUGGGAUUCCACUGCUGGAGCCAGGCGUACACGUCACCAGGAAGUUGUGUGUUUUUAAUGCACGAGCUAUGCUGAGACAGGACUCACUAGAGGGCGAAGUUCCCCUUUUUCACGAAGAUGAAAAUGAGGUCAGGCAGAGGAAAUCUAAAAUCAAGCAUCCCCUGGCAUCCUUUUUCCAUCUGUUUUUUCGCACCUCUGCCAUCCUGGUCUACCUCCUCUGUGACCUGUUCAGUGGCAGCUUCAUCGCGUGCAUGGUGACCAUCAUCCUCCUCCUGUCAUGUGACUUCUGGACCGUCAAGAAUGUGACGGGACGCCUGCUGGUGGGGUUGAGAUGGUGGAACCAGGUGGACGAGGAUGGCAAGAGUCAGUGGGUGUUUGAAUCUAGAAAGGAUACCAGUGGAAAAACCAUCACCAACUCUGAGUCAAGGAUAUUCUGGCUGGGUCUGAUUGUGUGCCCAAUCUUUUGGGUAAUUUUUGUGCUGAGCACUGUCUUCUCCUUCAGGAUCAAAUGGCUGGGCAUAGUUAUCAUGGGUGUUGUCCUGCAGUGGGCCAACUUAUAUGGCUAUGUGCGCUGUAAAGUUGGCGGGGGCACGAAAUUACCAUGGCCACCAACGACCUGGGUCACUAGCAACCUGGGCAUGCAACUUUUCAAACAGGCUGCCAGCAGAGCAGAGGGACCGUGAAAAGGCCUUUUGUCUCUCUGUUCAGGAUGGCUGGGGACUACACCCCGUGUUCUGCUAUUUCUGUGAUUUUUGUUGUUGUUGAAAGGGUGUGAGCCUUUUCCAAGUGUUCUGUAUGAGCCAUUGAUAGAUACGUGUAUGUGCCAUUACUUAUUUUAUGUUUACAUGUUUUAUGUUCUUUAAGCUUUCAAAUCUUAAUUUAUGUCCGAGAUGUUGAUUUUUGCAGAAACCGGGUAGAGGUAUCAAAUACUGUGUAUCUCUUCAUUAAUAGAUCAAUGUUUCAAUGUCAGGUAAUCUGUAGUACCUAACUGCACUCUAAUAUUGUAUACAGGGAUAAGCUAUUAAAUACCAAUUAUUUCCA